Molecule: messenger RNA, 2460 nt
Organism: Mucor velutinosus
Lineage: Eukaryota; Fungi; Mucoromycota; Mucoromycetes; Mucorales; Mucoraceae
Product: 60S ribosomal protein L8
Exons: 3
Coding region: 1-2460 (819 amino acids)
Source: RefSeq, a predicted model, not a curated record
AUGGCAGACGUUCUAUCGCCAACGCCCAGCCCACCAACAAGUCCUUCGCCAAUGCCACCUCGCAGACCAAACAAGAGCAGAUUGCGAACGUUAUCCGCAAUGGAUCAAAUAUCAACGCAUAGCUCAAACCAGUCUACCCACUCCUUGUCGCCCAGUGAAACAUCGUCUAUUCCUCCCAACAGCAGCAACAGUGAUGCCUCUUUAUUUCUCUCUGCCCCACCGCCUCCCCUCAAAUCCAAUUACCGUAGUCGAUUCACUGAACAUUUUGACAAGCAGCCAAAGAGACCGGAUACUCUGAAAGCCUCUAAAAGUCUAACCACCAUUGCAUCGCUUCCGAAAUCAUCCAAAUUGACUCGAUCAUCCUCUUCAUCUUCGGGCAGCGACUUUAUGUUUGAUGCUCAAUCUGAUAAACAACGCAUUCAAUUGACAUCCUCCACAUCAACGCCGCUACAGUUACCUCAUCCGCCACGAAAAUACGGGAGCAAUGGUUCUGUGCUCACCACCAACACGAAAUCUACCAGCCAAACAACCACUACAAGCCACCAUCCUGCACCCAACAACGCCAGCCUGAAUCGAGCUGACUUCAUCAUCAGUAGACUAGAGACAUGGCAUCAGUGUCUAAAAUCUGUCACCAGCUGGGUGGAAGAAGUAGCAAAGAUCAGUCUGGUGAGUAGCCGUGGAUUUUCCCAGAAAGCCUAUCCACAUGUGGAUCAAAGUCUGCCAGACAAUGUCAAUGCAUCGAUACGCACAAUACAAGCUGGAUUCAGAGCACUGACGAUGCAGAUGGCAGCAGAACAGCAAGCGUUCAGUAAAUGUCUAGAGCGAGAUCACUUACCCACUCUGUUUAAACUGCGUAGACAGGUCAAGGACAGAGUGCAGCAACUGAAGAAUGACCCUACAUUGGUACUGGAUGAAUUGCUACGUCGAGCAGAAGUGACAAGAAGUAAAAUGACACACCUGAACCGCUGCUGCAAGCAAGCAGACAAACUCAGUGGACAGCAAGUCGAGAUGGAUCCCUGGGUGGCAAAUUUAUUGGUGUUGAGACAGUUGAAGCGCGAAGUAGACGAGGAAAAUCGAUUGAGGCUGCUUAUGAUACCUAUCCAGAAAGAGACAGCAGAUUUGGAGCAGCAAGUCAUUCAGCAGAUCAAGCCCACAAUUAGAUAUUGUUACGAGGUACUAUCUCCUAGUGCUUGGGAUGGAUCUGAGGAUAAGGAAACUGCGCCUUUUGAGUUGAUGAUGGAUCAGAUCAUGCCACAGCAGAGCUGGGAUCAGUUUGUACAAGAGAACAAGUCGAAUUUUGUCAAUGAAAAGAACCCUACCAAAGACUAUCUCAAGAUCAACUAUCCAAACAAGUUUCAUCCUCUGGUUAUGACAUUGUUGAAGGGGAAAAUGGAGAGGAAAUUUGGCGUGCGAAAGCAGUUUAUUGAGAGGAACUAUGUGCUCAGUCAAGGUGGCUACCUUCAUCAGUUUAGCCUGGACGAUAAAGUGACCCCUGAAAAGACCAUCUACAUACCAAACACCACCAUUGUGCCCUCCAUCGAUCUCAGUAAACUGCACACUGUCUUGACAGAAUACGCGGGCGAUACAAGCAACACAUUUGAAAUAUGCAAGCCCUCCACCAACGUGCUUCAAAGAGACAAGAUAUCUGUGUUCCGUACAUCAACCAGGGAGGAGCUUGUUACGUGGUGUCGUCUGUUGGUACAUAUCGCAAGUGGUGUCAGUCUGUCUUCCCUGGACGAGGAUCUUGUGCUGAGAAACUCGUCCAGCUCAUUCGAUGAGUUGGAGCAGCAUCCUGUUCACAUGAUGCGACUCAGUCAUAGCCAGAACAUGGACACACGAAAGAUCAGCAUUGGAGGCACGUCUGUCGGCGCACUGUCCUCACCAGCAAGGAGUCUACGAUCUGUCAGAACAGAGGAGUCGUUCAAUGAGCCGGCCGCUUACAGCAAGUCUUCCACGCCACUGCCCACUACAACCACAUUCAAUGUAUCCACACCUAUUUCUGGUGUCAUUGUGGAAGAAGAGAUGUAUAGCACAGAUGCUGAAUCUUUUGUCACUGCUACGCCUCAAAUGGAAGACGACGAUGAUAAUCUCUACUAUCAUUCUGAUGAGGAGGAAGGCGACGCAGAACAAGACGCUAGUGCCUUGAUGGAUUACUUUAGUCCUCAACAUGGUCACCAACCAUCAGAAGAUGAUGACGAUGCUGCGAGUAUUGCCUCCAAUUCCACAGCAAAAGGUCAUAGUGCUACAGCACACUCUCCCAACGAAGCUAAUGAACGAUCUCCGUCACUCCACAGCACAAGUGAUGCGCAAUCAUCGCUGUAUUUCUCUUCGGCAUCAGCCCCUCCAUCUCCAUCUGGCUUAUCGGAUACUUCCUCUAUUGUGUCUAUUCCAGAAUUUGAACUAGUGCCACAAGCUAUCAACGUGCAUCAUCAUCAACAGGGAGAAACAGAGAGCGUUUAG